GUUCUGUCGUUGCGUCUCCGUCGGAUCAUGUAAAUUGUAAAUUUACAAGAAUUUUAUUAAAUGUUAUCUUCGUUGUGUUGACAUCAUUUUUUAAAAUGUUUUAUUUAUCUAUAUGACAUGUUGCAUAACAUGUUUUAAUAAAAAGAACAAAAUGUAGAAGCAGUGCAGCUAUGAUAAAAUUUACUAAUUCGUAAUCCGAGUGCAGUGUUCGUGGGGAUGAUUGUUAUCAAAUCUAUCUUAAAUAACGCAAAUCAUGUGGAUAAUUUUUGAAAUAUGUCUCUUCUGUCUUCCUUAACUGCUUAUUUAGAUUGAUUAACUUAAUAUCCAUUUAAUUAAAAUCUGCUAAAAGUUAAAGUGGGUCAACAGUGGGCAUAGUUAUUAAACCAUAUUGAUUACAAUGAUGAAUUUCAAGAGCUACAUAAACGUGUCGCCUCUGAAUAAUGGAGACAAAAACGGAUCCUUUCAAGAGUUGAAGCCGAAACUACUAAAUGGCGAGGUGAUAGUCGGCGCCGCUCACAGCGUGGUGCUCCUAGCGCCGCUGAGCGAGCGGGAUCGCGGACGGUUCGGCUCGCUGUUCGUCACCAACUACAAGCUGUCCUUCGUCCCGAUGGACGGGACGGACGAUGACUACCCCGGUCAGAGGAACCACCUGGUGGGGGUACACGACGUCCCCCUCACGGGAGUGGGGGCUCUGUGGCAGACGGACGGGGGGCCUGCGAGGCGACGCCGGCUCCAACCACGCUCUGACGUGCCCGCCAAGCUCAAGGGACUACAGGUCGUCUGCAAGAACAUGAAGGUGUUGACAUUUAACUUCGCCAACUCCCCGAUCGGCAGCGGCCGGAAGGUGGCCAUGACCCUCCUGCACCACUCCUUCCCCAAACGGCAUCACCUGCUGUUCGCCUUCGAGUACAGAGAGCCGUACUACCCCACCCUGCCGUCCGACAUGAACAUGUUCCAGAGGCCGGGGGACUGGAAGAAGGAGCUGGAGAGGUGCGAGUGUCCGCACUGGAGGAUCACCUGCAUUAACGGCACCUCCGACGCCUUCAUGUUGACGGCGGGAGAGACUUUGAUAGUGCCGAAGUCGGUGCUAGACUGUAAUCUGAUCGAGUCCGCGCGCCACUUCCGCUCGGGCCGCGUGCCCGUGUGGGUGUGGGGCAGAAGGGAGGGCGCCGCGCUGCUGAGGAGCGGGGAGCUGCUGGCGACGGAACAGGCGCCCACCGCCGAGAGCGUACUACUGGAACAGGUCCGUCGCUCUCACCCCAAGUUGUCUCCCCCGCACGUGAUCUACCCGUGCGGGAACCCCUUCACGGCGACUCCCCCGUCGUGUCUGCCGACCCUGGGCGCCCUGCACGCCGCUUACAACAAGCUGGUGGAGCUGUGUACGCCGACCACUCUCAGCGCCUUCUGGAUGCAAGACUCGCAGUACUACUCCAUCCUGGACUCGUGUCGCUGGCUCCGUUACGUGUCAAGUUGCAUCUCGUUCGCGGACGAGGCCGCCUCGCAUCUAGAGAACAACGUCACGGUCGUGUUGCAGGAAGGCGACGGCGUCGACUACAGCGCCGUGGUGUCGAGUCUGACCCAGCUGUUGGUGGACGAGAGCUGCCGCUCGCUGACCGGCUUCCAAUCUCUUGUCCAAAAAGAAUGGCUCGCUCUAGGACACCCCUUCUGUGACAGGUUCGGCCUGCCGUCCCCGGGCAAGGAGUCCCCCUCCUCCCCGCCCCGACCGGCGCCCGUGUUCCUGCUGUUCCUGGACUGUUGCUGGCAGCUGCAGCGCCAGUUCCCGUCGUCGUUCCAGUUCUCGGAGACCUACCUCACCACGUUGUGGGACUGUGUCCACAACCACGUGUUCGACACCUUCCUCUUCAACUGCCCCAGGGACAGGGAACUAGCUGUCACUAAUAAGUUCGUGGAACGCCCCCUGUGGGACUGGGAGGAGCAGUUCUCUGAGAGCGACAUCGCGCUGUUCUACAACCCGCUGUACGUGGCUCUCAAAACACCCGCCACGACACAGAAGAUGCCUAAGACCGACCGACCCCUGCGGAGGCUCCAGCCGUGUACGAGUGUAGCGGCCAUGGAGCUGUGGUCGCAGUGCUACGAGCGCUGGCUGACGCCGCUGGACGUGCCGCGCUCCGGACACGUGCACUACCACCUGCACCACGCCGGCCUGCUCAAACAGAUCCACAAGUUGAGCGAGCGCGUGUCCUCGCUGUCCAUCCUGAGCAGGGAGUGCAACGGGGCGGAGUCGUCGGAGGCCUGUCCGCCGCUCGUGAGCCGCUUCUUCCCCUUCAGCUCGCGAGGCGGGGACGCGGCCCGCGCCCUGGACGACAUGCAGCUCACACUCAUAGACGCCAGCGAGCUCAUCGACUCGCAGUCGCUACUCAACGCGCCUGACUAACACACACACACACACUCUCUCACACACUACACACAUACACAUUGAAGUAUUAUAUAGUAGUUAAUAUAUUAUUUCUUCAUAUAAAUAUCGAGUUCACCGAAAAAUAAACGGUCGGUUAAUAAAUUUGGCUUAUAUCGUCGCCGCUUCCAAACGACUCCUAGAUGUUAUGAUGUAACUGGCAGUGCGGACGGGCCUCAGACUCGUGUCCUGUAUAUACGUAAUGUUUGUAGUGAUAGGGGCACGCCGCCUUACCUGUGACGGGGGUGGCGCCGCCCGGUGACCGCUGUUGGUCCCAACUGUUUCGACAAUAUUUCCUAAGUUUCCCUUAUACCAGCGACUACUGUUGAAGUCUCAGCGGUUGAGUCGUCGGGUUGGCUGCGGUCUCUACUUUAAGCUAAACACUUGUACUUUUAAUGUGGAAGACGUUUAUGUAACCACAACAUCGUCUGUUACCGUGCUAUUUAACUAGUUUAAUGUGUCUUUCUUUAGCUCUAAACCGUGCAUGCUAGGUACUACUAGAUGAGGUCAUAGAGAAUAUUAUUAAUGAUUUAUUUAGCUCCUGUGCGCAUGUUUUCUACCUGUCAGUAUCAGGACCAAAACUUAUUUAUUACCUACAUAUUAUUUUCGUUGUUAAUGUGGCAGCUAACGAGGUGUAGUAUAAUAUUAUUAUAAAUAAAUUAAUAUAUUCCGAAGCCUGCCCCCAGUAGCGUGAGACGACGGAGUGACUCGUCUGUGACUGUACUCUGUGUGGACGUACGGACAGACGACCGGUACAAUAAUUAAGAAAUAACGAUAUUGUACAAAAUUAUGUACAUACAAUUAUUAUAAAUGAGGUGGUUGAUAUGAACGAACACGCGAUACUAACACACAUUAAUGUAUGACAAGUUCUGAUGAGAGCCUGAUGAUGAUAUUUUAUUAUAAUAAAACGAGGGUAACAUACGUCUUACAUGUUAAUGCAAUAUUUUUUUUUAUAUUAAAACAUUAAUGAAUACCUGCCAAUACGAUUAAUUUAGUUUUAGUGACGUUAUAUCCGUAGGUAAGCUGGUAUUGGUGUAAUUAAUUCCUGCAGGAGCUGUUGCUAUGUAUAUUGAGUGGUGUAUACACUGUCGAAUGUUAUGUGCCAUUUCGAUCGUAAUGGUUCAAACGACCCAGUUAUUUUAUAGAUGACGUAAACGAUGUUCAAAUAAAACAAAUACCCUCUCA
Molecule: messenger RNA, 3598 nt
Organism: Danaus plexippus (monarch butterfly)
Lineage: Eukaryota; Metazoa; Arthropoda; Insecta; Lepidoptera; Nymphalidae
Product: myotubularin-related protein 10-B
Exons: 12
Coding region: 398-2395 (665 amino acids)
Source: RefSeq, a predicted model, not a curated record